AUGUCCGAUGAUAAUUUGUCACCAAGACCCUCACGUCCUGGCCUUCCCAAGGCUUCCGAGCACUCCAUACUGACACCUUCCUCCUCGGUGGAGGAUGGCAAAUCACAGGAAGAUGAGAGUUCGCAGAACGAAUCUCUGUCUGAUGUUGAGGAUGAGUCUUCAGAGUCUAUGGACGACUUAGAGUUUCUAGACUUUGAGGAUGGGGACUCUGAGGAGGAGUACCUGAAGGAAGACGAGUUUUGGGAUGAAGAAGCAUUAUUGCAGAGGGAAACGUAUCUGUUUCAAGCAACAUGUAUGGAAGAGAAUGCAUUUCUAAGAGAAAAGAAGCUUCAGAAGCAUCUGGAAGAUGAACUCAAGAUAGACACCACAUCAAGCCUGCUCGACGUUAAUGUAAGGAGCCCAGUUCUAAGUCCCUCUCAAGGAACCCAUCUGACUAUCUCUUCUACCGGCUCCACACAUGACCUCAAGUUUGCCACAUCUUCCUACUACAGUUUGCCAGGAGUCUCUGUCGCCCUAAGAGAUCAGAGCAGUCAGACAGAAUGGGCCUACAAGAGCAAGUCGGGACUAUCCUUAAGAUCCAAAACAAGACUGGAUCAAGACUCCUCCCUGUUAAUCUAUUCGAAAUCUGACUUGGAAGACAGCUUCCAUCAAGGGGCCUUCUGGGACACACUCAUGAAUGAACCUUUCGACAAGCAGGAAGAGGGAACCUUUGAGUCUCUUCCCAGCACCUACCAGUCUGUGUUUAGGGAGAUACUCCGGGAGCUGGCAAUCCAGGGUGAACUGGAAGAUGACGUGGACAUACCCCUGAGUAAGCUGAUGGAAGGUGACAACAAGAAGAAGCUGGGAGCUUUGUUGAAGAAAAAUUUUGAAAAGUACAGAGAAACAAUUAUGUGGAUUAUGAAACAACGUGAAGCUGGCCAGAGGAUCCCAGAGAGGGCCAUCACCAUUACAUACUUAAUAUCCACUCUGCAACCACCCGAGAAGCCUGAGGAAAAGAUAGUCGUAAGCCGUCAUUCCCUCACGUGGAGAUUACAUCUAGACCACAAAUGGACACAGGCAAGGAUGAAGGUACAUCAAAGUGAUGGAAAAAUAACUGCCUACCACAGUGGGAAGAGCUUCCAUAUUUUCUUUCCUAAUGGCACAGGCCAGAUAUACUAUCCAUCAGGGAACCUGGCUCUGCUCAUCUCCUGCAAAGGAGUGGAGAAACUUACUUACAUUGUUCUGGAAGACUCUGCACGUAGAAAGAUCCGAGGCCUUGUUACUAACUCUGGCCAUGCCACCUUCUACAAUGAGGAUGGAGAGAUCUGGUUGAGCCUGAGCAAACUCCUGGGCUAUUACUUCCCCAAAGGCAAGCGGCAGAAGGCCUGGAACUGGUGGGACAUGAGCGUACACGUGCAUGCGCCCCCUUUCAUGUGCAUCACCCUGAAACUCAACAAGUACAUCCAUGUACAAAUAAGGAGCCAGGACAAGGUCAUCUUCUGCUUCUUUGCCCCCAAACAGAGGCGGAUUUGUUUAAACAUGGGCACCAAGUUCAAGCAUAUUAACUCAAAAGUGCGUGAAGCCUUGAUGCAGAGGGUGGUCCUGGAGACAGACCCCCGCCCAACAUUAUGGAAGAUCCAGUUCCUUCUGGAGAAAAUAACCAGGACUCUGAGUUUCCUGACACUGUCUGAUUUGGAAGACUUCAUAGCAGUGGUCCAGGUGGUGCUCAGGGACCUCAGUGCAAAGAAAUCUCGAAUCUGGUCUUAA
Apodemus sylvaticus (European woodmouse) is the source of this 1746-nucleotide messenger RNA. RefSeq names its product glutamate rich 6B (gene Erich6b). The transcript has 12 exons. Bases 1 to 1746 code for a protein of 581 amino acids. The record is from RefSeq and is a predicted model, not a curated record. NCBI's taxonomy places the organism in Eukaryota, Metazoa, Chordata, Mammalia, Rodentia, Muridae.